CACCUUCAACUAAACCCAGAAAGAAAAGUAUUAGCCAAAAAACAUAACUAAUAAAUAAACACUCCCUUAUAUAUUAGAAUCUCUCACAGGUCACUAGAAUAAUUAAUAUAACCUGUAGUGGUUCAUUUCAACCAUGGCCUCGACCUUAUCAAUCUCCUCUUCGUCAAGCCUUAUUGACGCCAAGGCUCCUCGCCAAUCAACAGCUGCAUCACCACAAUGCGUGACCCUCCCCACACUUCCUCUUCCUCCUGUUCAGUCUCAGAACCUCCCCGGGAAGACCACUGCUUAUUGUCGAAAGAUAGCCCGGAAUGUUAUGGCUAUGGCUACAGGAGAGGCUCCAGCUGAGGUUGCUACAACUGAGCCGCCAGAGUUGGUCAAGACACUUCAGGAAGCUUGGGAUAAGGUAGAAGACAAGUAUGCUGUGUCUUCACUGGCAGUGGCUGGUGUAGUUGCCCUUUGGGGCUCCACUGGGAUGAUCUCGGCAAUUGACAGGCUUCCUUUGAUUCCUGGGGUUCUUGAGGUUGUGGGCAUUGGAUACACAGGAUGGUUUGCAUACAAGAACAUCAUUUUCAGACCUGAGAGGGAAGCUUUGGUAGCGAAAAUAAAAGCCACGUACAGAGAAAUAACUGGGAGCAGCUAUUAAGGGAAUCAAUCUUCUGCUGCAGUGAAGGUGAAGUCAUUAAGCUCUGAAGCAAACAUUUUGCAGGAUUGUGCACAAGGAAUUCUUAAACAUGAUUCAUUUGGUUUGCGUAAGAUUCCGAACCAGAAUAAAAUCCAUGUAAUAAUGUACGUUUAUAUCUAAGACACGUGUAAUUAAAUGUUUAGUUUCUCUACACUCUAACGUUGUUUUAUGGAGAAAUUAUUGAAACAUCAUUGUCUGUA
Molecule: messenger RNA, 882 nt
Organism: Manihot esculenta (cassava)
Lineage: Eukaryota; Viridiplantae; Streptophyta; Magnoliopsida; Malpighiales; Euphorbiaceae
Product: protein CURVATURE THYLAKOID 1B, chloroplastic
Exons: 6
Coding region: 134-643 (169 amino acids)
Cellular component (GO): thylakoid; chloroplast thylakoid membrane
Source: RefSeq, a predicted model, not a curated record